GGCUUCGUUUGGUGUUUGGCGCUGCGGUUUGUUUCUUGCGUCGGCGGCGUACGAGUGCUGGCAAUAGCACAAGGGCUGCUCGGCAGAGGCUGUAUUUUGAGUACAAUUUCCCCGGCGUGACGCGUGGGCCUCCAGCUCGUGUGCGCGUGGCUGGACGAAUUAAAGACGCGAACCGAAGCUCAGAAUAACAGCUGCUGCCGCCGUGCGCUCCGUGCCGAGAAAAAAAACAAGCUGGGCUUAUUCCUAGUGUGUUACGACCGCUAGCUCGCAAGCCAUUGCCAAAAAAAGGCCAAUACUAGGCUUAUUGAUCACAGUCGGAUCGCUUCGUGAGCCAAAAAGACACGCAUCGAUGGCCUACACAGCAUGAAAGACGAACCAGUUCCGCCACCGAGGAGCUCACCACCAGCCCUGCCACAGGCUCGGGCUCCGCCGCCAGCCCUGCCGCCAGCCGUCGGCCUGCGGCCGGAAGCGCCAAAAGCGCCGUCGGCAGCGCUCCCCGCGACGCGACCGGCGCCGCCGCCGCUACCCACACCGGACCCGCCUGUGGACCUCGUCGAGCGCCUCGUGGUUGCCGAGCCGCCGCUGUCGACGGCACAAAAGGUCCUGGUCGUGGCCGAGGGCGGCACGUUCCGCGCGCGACUCGACGGCGACGGGCCUAAUCUCGGCCUGACGCUCAAGGCGACGCGCGACGGCCGCGCACUCGUGCAGGCGCUGCCGGCGCCCUCGCGCGCGCGCGCGGCGGGAAUAAGGAUAGGCGACGAGGUGCUGGGUGUGGACGGCGCCGCCUUCGAGCGGGGCGUUGGAUUAAGGCACGUCGCCGCGCGGAUCAAGGCCUCAUCCACCAAAGUCCUUUCCCUAAGACGCGGCUUCGCGCCCGUCGACGUUGAAGUGUUAGCGGCGGUUUUACGAAGGCGGGGCGCGCUUUCCGAGGACGGCGCCGCGGCGUUGAUGGGCGAGGUCGCGGAGGUCUGCCGGCGCGCCGCGCUUUGGGACGAGCGCGGUGAGGUCGUCUCGGACCUUGAUGAUGUGAGCGUCGACGUUGUUGAAAGGCGGCCGGCGCUGUGUUGUAGGGUCGUGGACUACGACGCGGAGGCCUACGCCGUCUGGACGCUCGACGCGCGGAGCGGCGCCGAGUGGCGCGUCCGGCGGAGCUUCGCGCGGUUUCGGGAGGUGCGCACUAUUGUAAAGCGGCUCGCGCCCCGGGAUGUAUAUGAGGAUUUGGAUAGGACGUUUCCCGACGAGGCCGCGUUUUACGACACAGUUUCCUCAAUUCAGGAGCGGUGCCGCGCGCUCGAGAAUUACCUGAGAAGCUGCCUCUCAUUACUAUUGACGGGCCCGCUCCAUAACAACGCGGGCCGGCUCCACGCGGCCCUCGAAGAUUUUUUAGAUGUGCCCGCGCGCCUCGCGUCGCUCGAGCUACUGGAACGUAACCCGGACGCCCACCUAAGGAGGGCGGCGCAGGUCGCGGCGCACCAGGUUCUCGCGACGCCGUCUUUGGAUGGCGUCGUGUCCACGAUCGUGGCGGCGUGCCGCGGCAAGGAAGGUCAUGAUUUGUUGGGCGCGAUGGCGACCGCGAUUGAUGGUUUGCAGGCGGCGCUCGUCGAGGGCUGCGGCCCGUUCUUCGAAGGUGUUGUAAUGCGUAGGACUAGGAAAAUGGGUCUCGAGGAGCUUGAUUUAUUAGUGAGGGCGGCGGUGCGGCGCCAGGUCGAGGCCGAGGUGUUCGUGCCCCUCAGUAGCGUGCUCGACGAGUCGUUGAGGAGAGAUCUGGCCGAGGAGGAAACCAUGUUAAGGGCGAGCUGCGCCGCGGCGCGCCUGAAGACGCAGGCGGCGUUGGGGAUCGCGCCGGAGCACGCGUCGCCCUCAAAGUGGGAGGCGGCGGUGUAUCGAUUGGCCACGGUCGGGUCCUACACGCUGCCGUGCGACCGGCUCGACGUCUUGUUGGCGGCGGCGAGAGAAAUUCCAGUAAUCUUCGCGGCGGAGCAUAAAGGCGAGGAGGUGCUCGGCGGCGACGACUUCCUGCCCAUCUUCGUGUAUGUGGUCGUCCAGGCGGGCAUCCCCGAUUUGAGAUAUCUCCAGACACUGCUGAGCGCGCUCUGCGACCCGGACAAGCGCCUGAGCGAGACGGGCUACUACGUGGCGACCUUCGAGGCGGCCGUGGCGCACAUCCGCGAGCUGCCGCUGGCGCGCGUCCUCGAGGAGGAGAACCCUUUUGUGGUGUAAGUGUUGUUUUGUAUAAAA
Pelagomonas calceolata is the source of this 2238-nucleotide messenger RNA. Lineage: Eukaryota; Pelagophyceae; Pelagomonadales; Pelagomonadaceae. The record is from the annotation of a GenBank genome assembly.